Molecule: messenger RNA, 4561 nt
Organism: Coccinella septempunctata (seven-spotted ladybird)
Lineage: Eukaryota; Metazoa; Arthropoda; Insecta; Coleoptera; Coccinellidae
Gene: Xpc
Product: DNA repair protein complementing XP-C cells homolog
Exons: 11
Coding region: 377-4363 (1328 amino acids)
Biological process (GO): mismatch repair; nucleotide-excision repair
Cellular component (GO): cytoplasm; nucleotide-excision repair factor 2 complex; nucleus
Molecular function (GO): damaged DNA binding; single-stranded DNA binding
Source: RefSeq, a predicted model, not a curated record
AGUCUGUUAUUUAAAGUUCGGCAAAAGGUUCCCAACAGGUCGGUUUUUCAUAUUCGUGGUGUACCUUCAAAAUAUUUGUUACGCCCCUGUGUUUUAGGGAAACUUCUAACCUAUUUUCCUUUCUCUUCGUGAGCUCAAGGUUAUUUAUAAUUUAUGGCUUGUGUUUAUCGAACAAAAAAAAGAAGUUAUUUCAUUUCAAAUAAAAUAUUCGGUAGUGAGAUACAUAUUUUCAUAAGAAGUGUUGAUAAUCAUAAAAUUUUGCGUGUAGGUACCGAAUAAGGAAACCAAAACAAAAGUAUCAUCACAAUCACAACAGUUUCCUUCUAUUAGUUUUUGGCGGCAUUUCUUGAUUUUCAAUUUGAACAAAAAAAACAAAAUGCAACGAAGAUCUACGAGGUCAAUGAAAAAAUCGUCCUCGCCAGUCAAAGAAUUGGAAUCUUCCAAACCAGUUAGAACAUCAAGGGCAGCAUCAAAAAGAAGCACUUUAUGUAAUGCAGAUUCUGAAAGCAGCGAUGAUGAUCAAGAAAUUGUACAGAAGAAUUGUAAAAAAGUAACCAAGAAACAGGGAAGAAAAAUAACAGACUCUUCAUCUAGUGAAAGUGAUAUUGAAAACUACCUCAAACAUGUUAGUGAGAUUGAUCUCGAUUCUUCAUUUUUCAAAAGUAACGAAUCUAAGGGCGACGUUCCUUCAUUUGAUAAAAUCGAAAAAGAAAUAUUCUCAAAUAUCAAAGUUUCCAGAUUAUCUGAUUCCGAUUCAUCUAAUGAUGAACAGACUGAAUCUAUUAAUAUUGACAAAAAAAUUAUUCCCGAAAUAUCUAUCAAUAUUGAAUCAGCUGAAAAAGAUAAAGAAACAAUUCAGUCUUUGGAAGAAGGGGAGGAAAUCGCAAGGCUGAACUUUCAAAGAUUACAGGAUUAUACUAAAAAAAUUGAAGAAGCUAAAAGAAGUGUUGAACAGUACCAGGCUAAACAAUUACAAGAGACGGAAGGUAAAGGGGAGAAAUGUGAGGAUGAAAUCAAUAUUGAAGAUUUAUUAGCUAUUGGAGAAGCUAAGAAAAGCAUAGAUAAGGCAAAAGUAGGAAAAAGCGUUGUUAAGUAUAGUAAAGAUCCGUAUAAAGAUCCUUAUGAUUCUGAACUAGAAAAUUGGGAGGAAAUAGAAGAGGGAGAAACAAAUAGAGAGGAAUCUUUGAUUCCUCAGAAGGAGUUAGAAAUAACUGUGGAAAUGCCAUCUAAUCUGAAAAAGAAAAAAGGGAACGACUUACUGGCUGCUGUAAAACGACGUUUAAAUCGAAUAAGAAAGGAAAAUCAAAUUCUCAUUCAUAAGGUCCAUCUUUUGUGUUGGAUAGCUCACGGAAAUUUUGUAAACAAUCUUCUCAGUGAUCAAAGUAUGCUUGCACUCGGUUUGUCUUUAAUGCCAUCAGAAAAGAGUUUUCCUUCCAAACGAGUUGAUUUAGAUUAUUUAGAACAAAUAUUGAAGUGGUACAAAAAAACAGUGAAACUUGCAGAGAAGAAGGUUCCCGAAAAUUUAUCAUUAGAAGAGUUAUUAAUUGAACAAAUCGACAAAAAGGAGGCUUACACAAAGAGUAUGCUGGCCAUGAUAUUCAUUGUUAUUUUGAGGUCUUUAGGCAUACAGUGUAGGUUGGUCAUUUCACUUCAAGUUGAACCUUUGCGACCUCCUAAUAGUGAUUUACAUUUUUUGGGGAAUUCUUCUACUUCUAAAGAUAAUAAAAGUGAAAAAACUAAAGUGAAGUGUGGAGAAACUACUAAGUCAUCGACAUCUGAUGAAAGUACCGAAAAGGAGGGAGAGAAAUCGACAAAAAAAAAUUAUUUGGAGAAAGGUGAAACCACUCGAAAUAGUUCAGAAGUAAGUAAAAAAGGGUCUUCAGAGAAAAAGAAUAACACCGUUACAAAGGAAAAAAUUGAUAAAUCUAGGAAAAGUAUCCAUUCAUCCAAAGAGAAAGAUAGUGCUUCUGAAAAAAAGAAUAUUGAGAAAGAAAGGAAAGGAAGAGAUCAAACGGGACAUAGUGAUAAAAAGGAUGAUGAAGUGAAUAGUAGGAAAAUCGAAAAAAAGGAUACCAGCAAUGCAAAAAAAGAUCCUAAACAACUCGAUUCACAAAAGAGUGAAAGAAGUAGUAGAAGAAGUCAAAAAAAAGACGAAAGUAGCGGAACUGUGGAAAAAAAUGCAGGUCAAAACUUGAAUAAAACGAAGUUGAAAGAAAGUAACAAAGAAUUGAAAGCAACGAAAGAUGAGGACCCAAAACCCAAAAGGGCUACAAGAUUGAAAUCAAAGAGCCCCUCGAAUGAAUCUCAGAGUGUUAGAUCUAAAAGCGCGAACGUAUUGAAGGUGAGGUUGGAGAGGAUAGAUGAGGUACAUGGUAAACUUCGCUCCAAAAGUUCAUCGUCGAAUACUGGGAGUGCUAAGAGUAAAAAGAUUCCCCAGUUGGAUGGUCUCGAUGAUUCUGGGGAUUUCAAAGGUUUCAAAGGGUCGCCAGAUAAGACAAAGACCACAAAUGGCAAAACCUUCGAACAAUUCUACACCCAGAUCUAUAAACAAGUUUCUCAAAAACCGUCAUCUUCGAAAGUGAAUCUAAAAAAACUCAAAACCAGUACUUCGAGCCCCGACGAUGAGGAUUGUAAAUCGAGGAAGCACAGAAGAAGUGUUAAAAAAUUGUCUUAUGCUGAGAAAACUAGCACAGAUUCAGAAGACGAUUUCGAAAACAGUUCACCUAAAAAAAAGAGGAUUUCAGAAAGAGCAGAACCGAAAAAGGCUGACAGGGAAGAAUCCGCCAAAAAAGAUAAAGUCAAUCUACAAAAACUUAGAAGAUCAAAGACUACAAGCGUUGAAAAUAUCGAGAAAAAAUCUGCUAAGAAGACGAUUGAUGUUAAGCAGGACAUAAUGAAUCUGGUGAAGGGAAGGAUUCAAGAACAGAAACACAUCGAUAGAAGCAAAAUGGUCAAGAAGCGAAAACCGGCCCACGAUUCUGAUUCCGAAGACAGCGAUUAUGUUCCAGAACCGAUCAAGAAAAAAUACGCGGAUAGCGACGAUGAGUUCUAUCCUAAAAUGAAGGUUAAAAGAAGUGCUCAGGUCAAAGAAGAGGUGAAGAAAAUUAAAAAGAAAAAGCCAAAAGACUCUAACAGCAGGAAGGUGAUCUCGAGUGAUAGUGAGUACACGGAAGAAGAAUUGGUGGUGAAGAAAGAAGAACCCGUUAAGAAGAAGAGAGGUUGCGAUACAUGGCUCGAGGUUUUCCUCGAGAUGGAGGAAAAGUGGAUCAGCGUGGAUGUUGUUUUCGGCCAGGCGCAUUGCGUUAAUGAACUAUACUCUAGGGCGACCCAUCCCGUUUCAUACGUUUUAGCAUGGAACAAUAAUAAUCACAUCAAAGACAUCACCAGAAGGUAUUGUCAAAAUUUCAACACUGCAACAAGAAAACUCAGGAUUGACGCUAAAUGGUGGGAGGAAUCUUUGAAACCGUUCCUGGGCCCGAAGAACGCAAAAGAUAGGGAAGAAGAUGAUGAAUUAGACAGACAACAACAAGAAAAACCACUGCCUACUACAAUAUCAGAGUACAAAAAUCACCCACUGUAUGCGCUCGAGAGGCAUUUGUUGAAAUUCGAAGCGUUAUAUCCGCCUAACGCUGCUCCUUUGGGAUACGUCAGAAACGAACCGGUGUAUUCGAGAGACUGCGUGUUCGUCUGUCACUCGAGAGAUAUCUGGUUGAAGCAGGCCAAGGUUGUUAAGCGCAAGGAGCAGCCUUACAAAAUCGUGAAAGCAAGGCCCAAAUACGAUAAGUUGUCGAACACCAUGAUAACAGGGCAAAAUCUGGAGAUUUUCGGACCGUGGCAGGUGGAAGAUUACGAUCCUCCAACGGCAGAAAACGGCAUCGUGCCUCGGAAUGCCUUCGGAAACGUGGAUCUGUUCAAACCUUCCAUGCUGCCCAAGAAAUGCGUGCAUCUCAGAUUGCCUGGGUUGAACAAAACUGCUAGACGCUUAAAUAUCGAUUGCGCUUCGGCCAUAGUGGGAUUCGACUUCCACGGGGGCUGGAGUCAUCCUGUUUACGAUGGAUUCAUUGUCUGCGAAGAAUAUGAAGAUAAGUUAGUGGCUGCCUGGAAUAUGGAGCAAGAAGAACAGGAGAAGAAAGACCAGGAGAAAUAUGAAAAGAGGGUGUAUGGUAAUUGGAAGAAGCUGAUCAGAGGUUUGAUGAUCAGAGAACGGCUGAAGGCGAAAUAUGGAUUUGGCCAAAACAAGGAGGAGGAGGAGGAAUCUGAAGGUUCUAGUGAACCACAAGAAAAGAAGGCGAAAGUGGCGCCGAAGAAAAACCGCAGGUUGAUCAGCGAUUCUUCUGAAGGCGAAGAAAAUGACGGAAAAUAAUAAUCUCACAGAUAACAGUUUAAUUAAUGCAGUAUUUCGAAUUUUUAUAAUAGCGUGUGAAAUUUUUAUUUUUGAAAAUGCAUCCGUAAUUUUUGGAUGGAUAUUUUUUUCAUUGUUUACAUUUGUUAUAUUCUACAUUCUACUAUGUUUUAAGAUUGUUAGUUAUUAUGUUACUAUUUCAUUAAAAAAAUAGUCAAA